UGAUGUCCUUUGUGCAUAUUCUGCGCAGGCAAUGUAAUAAGCGUACUAAUGGUCCUCAUUCAUUUCCAGGCUGCCCUGUUGGCCUGGCUAACGCAAAACAGGCUAUCUGUUUCUUCACUUUACUUACCUAAACCUUAAUCUUAGCUAGCCUGUUUUAAAGGGAUUAUGAAGAGCAACUCUGGGACAAGAAAAUGAAUCGCGACUCUGAGAGGGCAUUCUGAAUUUAAUCAAUAUGAGCUGCUCGACGGCACGCUUUGCACUCACAGUGAGUUUAAAGUCCAGAUUUACGUUGUGUCUGUGAGAUGCCCUAACCAUGCCGCAGAAGCUGCUCAAGAGUGCGCAGUACAUCGAGCUUGGUAGCUACCAGUACUGGCCGGUCAUUGUACCCAGAGGCAUUCGGCUUUACACCUACGAGCAGAUACCCGGCUUCCUGAGGGAGAACCCGUAUAUCACGGAUGGCUACCGAGCCUACCUGACCUCCAGGCUUUGCAUCAAAAGCCUCCUCAUCCUGUCCAAUGAGACGGUGAACAUCUGGAGUCACCUGCUGGGCUUCCUGAUGUUCCUGACACUGGCCCUGCAUGACAUGACCACUAUACUGCCCGCCACUGGCGCCUCCAGGGAAGACUAUGUCAUCCACGCCAUCGGACUAUUCUGCUUCCAGGUGUGCAUGUUGUGCUCGGUGGGAUACCAUCUCUUCUGCUGCCAUCGCUCAGAGAAGACCAGUCGCCGCUGGAUGGCGCUGGACUAUGCUGGAAUCUCCAUCGGCAUCUUGGGAUGCUAUGUGCCUGGGGUCUUCUACGCCUUCUACUGCAAUAAUUACUGGCGGCAGGUGUACCUGGUGGCGGUGUUGGCCAUGACGCUAGCCGUGUUCCUGGCCCAGAUCCACCCGCUGUACCUGAGCAAGCAGUGGCAAAGGAUCCGCUCCGUCAUCUUCUGCUCUGUCGCCGGCUACGGCCUCAUUCCUACAAUGCACUGGGUAUGGCUAAGCGGGGGCAUCCACUCAGAAGUUGUCCAGGCAUUUGUUCCACGUGUUCUGGUCAUGUACGUGAUCGCAGCGGCUGCCUUCCUCUUCUAUGUCUCCAAAGUUCCGGAACGUUACUUCCCAGGCCAGCUGAACUACCUGGGUGCCAGUCACCAGCUGUGGCACAUGCUGGUGGUUCUGAUGUUCUACUGGUGGCACCAGUCCGUGCUCUUUAUCACUGACUACAGGCACAGCCACCCCUGCGCCGAUCACCCGCUGCACGCUUAGGCCAGCCACACCCUGUCUGUCCGUCUGUCUUCUACUGACGAGGUCAUCAACAUGAGCCUCACCUCUGCUGACCGUAGGGAUGAUGGAACUUUGAAAGGCCCUAAUUUGAAAUUAACUAGCCCUCACUUUGUGUCAGACUCUCUUGGGCCAGAAUGUUAAUAAUUGUUAGAACUUGCUUCAUACAAUCACGCAACACUAAAUAGAAGUGCCUACCAUGCCCAUCCCUACCGAUUUGCUGAGCUUCAAAGACCUGUGUGAGGGAAAGUAUUAAUAUUUAAAGGCAUAUCGAAGAUUUGUAGCUUCUACUUAAGGAAAUUAUUCAUUUUUGUAGCAAUUGGACUGUUUAAGCUAUUGUUGUCUUGUGCUUACCACUUCCUUCAGAUUGUUGAUGACGAAUUGAGAGAUUUUGUUUUUGUUUUUCAGAAGACCAUGUCGUGCUGGGCACAGUGAAACAAAUAUCAUACAUAUCAGUCUUACCUGUAAUGUACAUGUUGCCACAGGUCCACUCGUGUCUUCACAGUAGUCAGAACAAGGGCCACAAACAGCUCCCUAUUCCUCAAUGUACUUUCUCUGAAUGUCUGUCUUUGUAUUUCUGUGUUGUGAAACUGACAUUUCUCAGUAGUGCAGGCCAUACAUUCAAUGUUGUGAUGCAGACCACGCCUGCCCCGUAAAGUAGUGCAGGCUACACCUGCGCUGUUCCUUCACGUUUGGGAAUGUCUGCAGUAAUAUCAAAUGCUGGAUGUUGUUAGAUACUGUGCCUGGAGCAAUAAUCAGUAUAGAGGGAGAAAUGCAUGGCAAUCACGAUGGUUUAACCAAAGACUGAAGGUGAAGGUUGAGCACAACCGGUCACAUUGGCAUGUCCAUGAACGAUUCGAGCAACUAAAUGUGUAUUAACUGUAACACUGCUAAAAAUGUUUUUUCUUAUGUGAUCAAGUUUGGCAUUCUGCAAUUUUUAUUAUUUUUUCUGACAGAGAUUGUCAGUCGAUCACAACUGCGAUUGAUGUCCUUGUUGAUUUAUCUGUUGUCCUUAGCGUACAUAAGCAUAGGCAUUUAAUGUAUACUACUGUCACUAACACGUUUAGGGUCUUGUAAGGCAGAAUUCAUAUGAUACUUUUUGGCUGCCUAGUUGCAUACGUAAUGGUGGAAAUGUAUUCUGUAACACUUAACUGUAUCUGAAUUUAUGUCCGCUAUUUAUUUAAUCUAUUUCAGUAUUUAGUUAUAAGACUUUAAAAGGAUUAUUUUGUAUUUAAAGUGUGCGUAUGUGUGUGUGAGUGGAGCAUAGCUCUGUCCAUCUACAAUUGUGGUGUUAAAAUUUAACCUUAGAACAAACAGUCACCUGAGAGCGAGAUUCUCUCUUCACAACUAGGACUAGGCCUACCAGAUGUUCUGUGUGGUACAAUGCUAAAAAUAUAUACUUCAGUAUUAUUUUAUUAGGAUGUGUUUUGGUUUUAAUUUUGUGUGAGUAUGAACUCAAGUCAUACUAUUCUGCUAAUGAACGUUUGUUUGGUUCAACCCCAUGUCUGGUGAUGUUCUGUACAUGGAAGCGUUGGAGGAUGGGGAGGGUUUCUAAACUCCCCUUGGGCUGGCCCCUCUGCAUUACUGAACCCGGAAGCAAUCCUUCAGUAUCACUUUGAGAAUGUGCAUCACUGACACCUUCCUGUCCACACGGACAUGAGUGGACCAGAGCAGGGAUGCAUCCACAGGCCUUUCACAACCCUCAAUCAAGAACCCUUCUAAUUAAGAACUCUUUAAUAGAACUAAAUUAAUAACCACAUGAUCGCCAGCCUGGCUUGUGAUUGGACUAUCCUUCUUCCUGUGUCUACUCUGGAGAGAAAGCCUUAAGUGUCUCACCGCUUGUGGUGUUUACAUUGGAAAGUGAAAGGAGGAAAUGGUUGGAUUGUGGAAUAAUUUAUCUUGCUGUAUGAUCCGUGUCCUGAUUGUUUAUACAGCCCAGUCUGUGUGGGACAUGUGACACACUAGACUCGGAUCUUUACCCCUAUACUGAGCUCAUCUGAUGUUUCUGUGGAUAGUCUUUUGUUUUUUUUCUACUCAGACCUGUACCACUAUGCCACUGACUAACUUGAAUGAUUUGAAAUAAAUGGGAAACCCUUAGUAAGAAUCUGUGGUGGCUUCUGUCAUUUCCAGCUCGUGCUGACUUGCCCAUGCCUGCAUCCACUUCUUUGGGGGAGAUUUGGGAAUUGAGUAGUUCUUCAGAUAGCAUGGUGAUUUUCAUUGGAUUUUGCCUUCUUGUCAGGCAUACAAUUUGGGUUCCACAAGUUAAUGGCUUCAAGAGCUCAAUUGAGCAGCAAAUGGACUUUAGUCAACAGAAAGCAUAAAAGUGCUUACAAUAUCCAUAAUGAACUGGACACGUUAUUUGAUUUUUAGAAUUGCAGCCAUCAAUAAACUUGAUAAAACUCAAGUCAUACGCACCACUGAGUGAAACCAACAUUUUAUUGCAUUGUUAGAAAGCAAUACAGCAUGAUAAAUGUCACACA
This is a messenger RNA of Alosa sapidissima (American shad), 3744 nucleotides long. RefSeq names its product progestin and adipoQ receptor family member IIIa (gene paqr3a). Lineage: Eukaryota; Metazoa; Chordata; Actinopteri; Clupeiformes; Clupeidae. Gene Ontology annotation, molecular function: signaling receptor activity. Bases 314 to 1249 code for a protein of 311 amino acids. The transcript has 7 exons. The record is from RefSeq and is a predicted model, not a curated record. Gene Ontology annotation, cellular component: membrane.